AUGUUCGUUGCCGGACUACUCCUCAAGGGCAUCAAGAGCCGCUAUUCUACUGGAUCCCUCAUCGGUACACUGUUUGAAUGCUGUAUUCGAUUCUUGCAGUUUGUCUUUGGCAUCGCCGUCAUCGGCCUGUAUGCGCAAGACGUCGACCGGGCCCGAAAACAUGGUGACACCCAAGACUCACGAUGGAUAUAUGCAACCGUCGUUGGCACACUAUCCGCCAUCUCAGGGCUUGUCUACAUCCUUGUCCCAUGCGCCGUCCGACGACCCCUAUCUCAAGCAACUUUCAUCCACCUACCAUGCUUCGUCUACGACAGCGUCCUAGUCAUCCUCUGGCUGACGCAGUUCGGCAUUUUCGCAAAGCUGUACAUCACUGUCGACGAUGACAAAGACAAGAGUCUCAAGCGCAUGAAGCACUCUGCCUACGUCGAUUUGGUCAACUUGUGCUUCUGGGCCAUCACCUGUGCUUGGUGCGGUAUCCGCUGGUGGAGAGGAAACAAGGCCGGCGGCGUCCAGAAAGACGAGAAGGCCUUUGAUGAAGAGCAUAUCGAGCAUGUUUAG
This is a messenger RNA of Nannizzia gypsea CBS 118893, 558 nucleotides long. RefSeq lists its product as hypothetical. NCBI's taxonomy places the organism in Eukaryota, Fungi, Ascomycota, Eurotiomycetes, Onygenales, Arthrodermataceae. The transcript has 2 exons. The record is from RefSeq and is a predicted model, not a curated record. Gene Ontology annotation, cellular component: membrane. The coding region runs from base 1 to 558 and encodes 185 amino acids.